CUCUCGGAGCCCACCCGGUUUAGAUCUGGUUUGUAAUGAUCUGUGCCCGCCUGCUUGCGCUGUGGCGUUCGGCCCGCGCGUAUGACGCACUCGCGGCCAAGUCGCCAUUUUCGCACGCUUCAAGUAGCUCGAAUGACGAUGACGGCAUCGUGGACGACUGCGACGCGACGAUGGUGUCCCUGAUCAAAGAGGGCAACGAGCCGCUGGUCUUGCAUCGGCUGCAGCAUCGGACGUACACAUUAGAAGAUCUUUGCACGAUCGAGGGCGGCGAAUCGGUCCUGUCGCUCGCCUGCGAGCGCGAGCAUUUGGACAUUGUGACGCUCCUUCUGGACACGACGCCCUUCACCUUAAUACCCGAGUACGACACGCGUCUUUUGAGCCGCGCGAUGCGCAUGGGCCACAGCGCGGUUCUGGAGCUGCUGCUCGCAAAGGUCCCCGACAUCGACCUCAAGGUCCAGCGAGAGGGCGCAGGCUCCUUGCUGCACUUGGCUGCGCAAGCUUCGAACACUGGCACGGGCAGCGCCAUCGAAUGGCUCCUUCCGCGCUUCCGGGACGUCAACAUAACCGACGACGACGGGAACACGCCGCUGCACAUUGCCGCGCGCCACAACGCGGGCAAUCUAAAGGCGCUUUUGAAGGCGGGUGCCGACAUUGACGCCCGCAACAAGGCACGGGAUACCCCACUGCAUUUGGCUGCUGCGUGCGACAAGCGUACCUCAGUGUCUAUUCUCUUACGCGAGUCCGCCGCCAUGGACGUGACGAACGAGGCGGGCAAAACACCGCUGGAUCUCGUGCAGAGUGACGAAGCCCGAACCCUGCUGACCAAAGAAGACACUUAUCGACAGACGUGCCCAGGUCACCGCCUCGCACGCGCAGGCGACGUCGUGGGCAUGGACCUCUGGUUGCGCACCAUCUUUGUGGGCGACUCGUUUGCGCAAGUGACGUGGCGCAGCGAGACGCAUGCGUCGACAUUGCUCGCCACCGUCGUGCCAACGCCAGCGAUGAACGCGUACCAGCUCAUUGGUGUCGCGGACGGCGUCCCCGUCCUUGGCACGUGGAUAAGCAGCGAUUUUCUCGAGCUCACGCUGGCGUAUACGACCCAGUUGCGGCGCACGUUCAAAGGCCCCUUUGAUUUAGCGGCAGGCAUCUGGACAGGUGUGUGUGACGACGCGCCGUCAUUGCACUACGCCUUUCCCAGCUACACCUGCGUCACGUGCGCGAACGAGGUGGUCCUCAACCAAGACGCGCCGUGCUUGACUUGUCUGCGUCUUGGCACGAAAGAGGCUGCGCUCGAGUAUCGCCAACGCGUGGAGGCGGCCGCAGCGGCCGUCACGAAAGCCCUUCAAGUUCAAGAGACCGAGAACGAAAAUGGAACAGUCGUCAUGUGCGCCGCCUAUGGCGGGCACGUGACCUUGCUUCAGCGUUUGCUUCCGUACUGUACCGAGGAGCUGCUUCACAAGAAGGACAAGCAAGAACGCACGGCGCUCGACAUACUCGCACUGCGUUGCGUGCCCUGCGCGGCCAAGGCCGCUGGUCAAAACAGCUCCGAGCUGGUGCAUUUGCUCAAUGAGAUCUGUCGCAUCAGUAAAGAGUCGCUUCCGGUGGAAAUGUUGUCUAUGCACAUCAGUGAAGCCCGGCUCCGCUGCUGCGUGACAGAAGUCGGAGACCACAUCACGGCGCUGGCCAAAGCGAAUCAGUGGGACGAGUUCAAGGCCGAAAUUUUGCGAGCGCCAGACACCACGACGAUCAACAGAGAGGACAACAUCAUCUGGCGCAAAGCGUGUGAACAAGGCCGUGCCGAUGUCAUUGCCCUUCUUUUGCUGCAGCCGCGGGGUCACAACAUGCAUGAUAUCAUCUCGAGAGGCAAGUCCGUGCUGUACUUUGCCGCCAAGUACGGCCACGCGCACUGCGUCGAGCAACUUCUACGCGCUGGCGUUCAGCCGUGGGAACUCGUGCGGAGCAAACGUUUCCAAGUCAACAAAAAGCUCGUGUCGUACCCGGUGUGCCGGCGGCUCAUCAUGGCCAAGCGAGAGGUCAAAGAGCAGGGGUUCCACCUGUACUUCACGGCCAACGUGCCCAGCGUCCAGGCUGUCCACGAGCUUCAAGCCGCUGGUCGAUCGGCUCUGCACGCAGCGGUGCUCUACAAACAGCAAGAUGAUGUGAUUUUUGCACUCGUGGAGAAGAAGCUCCUCAACGACAUCGAUCUGGUACCGCAUCUCGCGCUCAAGGACACGGACGAAGCGUUCACCAAGCAAGCUUUUCGCAAGGCGAUUGCGUGCUCGCCAGCGCUUGGCCGAUUGUUCCUCAACGACUGCGUCACGCUCGACCGUCGCGACAUGCGGUUCAGUCAGCUGGAGCACGUGUAUGGUGUGACCGCCGACACGAGUGCGUUGCAUGCAAUUUUGAAUUUGCAGUCCCCCGACCCAGCGCUGCUCCUCGACGCCAAGACCGAGUGUCUCGAGCAUGUCGUAAUGCUGCGUAUUCUCCAGAUCAAGUGGGAGCUCUUUGGCCAGCGCAAAUACUUUGAGCAGCUGCUCAUGAACGUCUUGCUCCUCGUCACGAUGACCACGUCGUCGCUGCUCGUGGACGAGGCGAGUGUGGCGACCAACGGGAUUCCGAUGGUCGUCGGCACCUUGACGUUUGUCAGCGCGGCCGUUGGCUAUUGCGUCUUGCAGCUGCUGCGUCCGGCGUCUCUCUACCGUCUCGCGCGCUACUGCUACGACGGUCAGCUCUCUCUGGACGUCUCGGCUCCGAUCCCGCACCUCCCCAAGCACAAGGCUCGCGCCAGAGGGCUCUUGGUCCGAGCGUGGAUGGGGCUGUCGCUAUCGAUAGCGGUGCCCGUCAUGGCUGGGCUCCUCUUGUCGGGUGUCGCUGCUGCCUAUCCCAGAUGCAACCACCUCGUUCUCUGGUGCACGUCGCUCUACUUUGUCGUCACAGAGCUCGAAGAAAUGGUCUCGUCGGGCAUCAAAGUCUACUGGUCGUCGCGCGUCAACCAGGCACAGCUGGUCACCAACCUCGCCGUCUUGCUGGUCUUUGUGCCCAUGAAGGUUGGCCUUCUUCCAGCAUCGUCGGCCGUGCAGACGGGCGUCGGCGGCGCCAUCACGAUCGGUCUCUGGAUGCUCUCGCUUCAGUUUCUCGAAGUCGUGCCGGCCGCCGGCUACCUCCUCCCGAUGAUGUCCAAGCUGCUCGACGACGUCCGAAACUUCUUCAUCUUCUUCAGCGUCGUCCAAAUGGGUCUCACGAUCACGUUCUACCAGCUCUUCCGCGACCAGGACGUCGAUGCGUUCAGCACUCUGGGGUCGUCCUUCGUGACCACGUACUUUGUUGCGUUUGGCCAACUGCCUCUGGACGCCCUCGAUGCUUUUGACGCGACUGACGGGUUCCUCUCGAAUUGCACGCUACUGCUGAUGAUGCUGCACUCGGCCGUGGUGUGCAUUCUGCUGCUCAACGUCCUGCUCGCUAUGAUGAACCAGACGGUCGACGGCGGUCUCGAGAAGGCCAAAACCGAGGCGCUCACGAGCUACGCCCAGUGCAUCCUGCGCUUGGAGCAGUCGAUGCGCCUCGACGCCGACGGGACGCAAGCGCUGUUGCAUCUGACCGACAGCAAGACCCACGCGCGGGUGCUCAACCCAAUCUUCUCGGAGGUCGUCUCGAACCUCGACAUCUCGAUGCGACCCGAGCACGAAGCGUCGAUUCGACAUGACAACACGCGCAAGCAGCAGUGUAAGACGACGCUGGCGUCGCUUCAAGCUACCAUCGCCGAGCACAUUGGCGACGCCACGAAAAAGCUGCGCCGAGUCGAGCAUUUCAGCACGGAUCCCGAGAUUCUCCGCGGGUUUCAACCCGAGUUGGACGCGAUCGCGGCCGCCGAAGAGGCGCUCACGAGUCUGUUUGCCAAGGCGCACAAGCACCGCGGAGACGACGCGCCUGCCAAGCUCGAAGCGCUCAAGACAGGCAUUCGCAAUACAAUUAGGACGCUCUCUGCAACGCUCGGCAAGGUGUGGGACGCGGAGACUGCGACGGCGACGAGCACCCGCACCGAAUGUCUCUGCUUGUUGGGUCUCGUUGCGACGACGACGGUGCACAAGCUGGUAGAUGACAUGCUCAACAAGAUCUGCGAGACGCAAAAUAGCGCAGCUCUCAAAACCGAGGACCAGCGCCACCAAACAGCCGAGGAGAAGGAGAAGGACGCCUCAAGGGGCCGAAUCCGCGAUUUGCGGUUCGAGUUGCAAGCUCGAUUUGCGUCGCUCGAGACGAAGCUCACCGAGCACAACCAGGCACUCCGCGAGCAAAACGAGGCGCUCGCGCGGCAGCUCACAACAGCGCUCGAGCAACUUGGUCGUGCACCCGAGUCGCCGAUCCGCACGCAGUCCUUUCCCGUCCUGGACCCGCGCGAGCGUGAACGCAGCAGCGCCGAUGCGGAGCACGAUUCGCUCUAGAUACUCAGACCAAAAAA
Messenger RNA from Saprolegnia diclina VS20, 4456 nucleotides. RefSeq lists its product as hypothetical. Gene Ontology annotation, molecular function: monoatomic ion channel activity; protein binding. Gene Ontology annotation, biological process: calcium ion import across plasma membrane. The transcript has 17 exons. Lineage: Eukaryota; Oomycota; Saprolegniomycetes; Saprolegniales; Saprolegniaceae. Gene Ontology annotation, cellular component: membrane. The record is from RefSeq and is a predicted model, not a curated record. The coding region runs from base 36 to 4439 and encodes 1467 amino acids.